AUGUCAUAUUUAUUCACACCCUUACACUGUGAAUAUUAUAAAAUAACAAAUAAUUUUCCAGGUAGAUUAUUUAAAUGUGUUUCUAAAAUAUCAUUAUAUGAUGAACGACCAUUUCAACAUGAAUUUUUUCUUCGAAUUGCUCAAUCAUUUCCAUUUCUGAAAAAAUUAAGUUUAGAAAAUAUAAAACCUCAAAAUGAUAAAAAAUCUAAAAAUUCAGAAGAUGACAAUCAAAUUUUACCAAUUAUUGAAUAUCCUCCUCUUACUACACUUGAUCAUACUGAAGCUUAUUUAGAUUAUAUCGAAUUAUUUCUACUUGAUAAUAAAACACGUUUAUCAAAUAAUGUUUGUCUUGUUGUCAUUUACCAAGCACUAAGAAGAGUCACAGAAAAAUUUACAAGAAAUGCAACACAAAUCAACGGCAAAAAAUUACGUCAUUUAAGUUCACUUGGUAAAUAUCGAAUUCCUAAAUAUGUAAAAGAAUAUUUUCCUCAUACAGAAAUAUUAAAUUAUUAA
Rotaria sp. Silwood1 is the source of this 513-nucleotide messenger RNA. Lineage: Eukaryota; Metazoa; Rotifera; Eurotatoria; Philodinida; Philodinidae. The record is from the annotation of a GenBank genome assembly.